This is a messenger RNA of Lepisosteus oculatus (spotted gar), 6243 nucleotides long. NCBI's taxonomy places the organism in Eukaryota, Metazoa, Chordata, Actinopteri, Semionotiformes, Lepisosteidae. The record is from RefSeq and is a predicted model, not a curated record.
UAAUGCCAGUGACGUCACAUCCUGGAGAGCGAGGAGGAGGCGGCCCGACGCAAACAGCUGUGGGCCAACAUGACACAGUGAGGUUUCUGUUUUCAAAAGAAGGAGAAAAAAAAAACCCACGGAAUUAAGGAGCCGGCAGGUUAAAGAGCGAAUCGAGAUCAGCAUCGUCGCGGCGGUGAGCGCGGCCGCUGGGCGCCAUGGCGGGCGAGGAGGAGAGGGGGGUCGUGCGAGUCCGGGUAAAGCGGCCACAUAAAAACGAGGCAGGGCGCGCUUGUCCUGGACACGGAGGGCGAAAGACGACGCAGCCCGCAGUCCUGGGCUGUGCCCGGCGGUGGGGGUCGCCAGCUGCCCGGCUGGCCCUCCGCGGGUCUGGACGAACGGGCAGCUGUGCGGUUGAAUUCGGCCCCGGGUACUCCUGAGCAAACUGCCCCUGGAAGUAAGAGCUCAACGCUUUCCUUCUGCGGCCGUGCAGACGAGCAGAGCUGCUCUUGUGUCCGGGAGACUGGACCUGACCCGGCGCAGCGGGGAGCCGGACCGGGGUCAGGUGUCAACAGGGCCCCCUUGUCUUUGUGUCGCUGAACGUGGUACAUCCUAGGACAGGUGUUGCCUUGGCAGAAGAGAAUAUACGGUGCUAAAUGAGAGUCAGCUGUGCUUUGAGUUGUGGUUUUAAUCAGCGGUGACCCGCAGGGAGACAAACCCAGGACAUCCUGACAGGAGUUCGCCUGCAGGUUUGUCUCUUUGCCAAAGGCCAGUCGUGUAGGGCUAGAGCAGACCUUGCUGGCUCUGGCUUGUCUGAGCUGCGCUGCCUUCUCUCCCUCUAUGUCCUCUUGUCUCUCCUUACAGCUGUUUAUCCAGACAUUUUCUAACCUCUGUAUCCAAUUCAGGGGCGUGGGGGGGGGCAGGAGUGUAUCCUGGCAAAUGGGCGCAAGUCAGGACACCAGUCCGUCACAGCGCUGACGCACAGAGACACACACACUCGCACCAGGACUGGUGUUCUCAGAAGCCAAUUUACCACUUGCAUGUCUUUGGACUGUGGGGAAACAACCCACACAAACUUGAGGAGAACAUACUAACUCCACACAGGUUGUACCCCAGAUCUGAAAUUGGCUCCGGGCCUCAGCGCUGUGAGGCAGCAGUGCUCACCACUGUUCCAUUGUGCAGCUGUUCAGUGGUAUGAAAAUGUAUUUGCAUGUUUCAUGCUUUCCUAAAUGGGUAUACUUAGCUGGGUUGAGUAACACCAUUUCUACAUUGCAGACCGUUUUGACCGAGUACCUCUCUUGCAAGACGGCGCACGUGAACUGUGCUUGUUUCGCUCUCUCACUCGGCCGGAGCCCCCCUGACUGUGUCUCUCUCUCCCUGGCAGAAGUGUGAGGGUGUCCUGCCUGCGGAGUACCGCUCCUUCGCUGUGGACCCCCAGAUCACCUCCCUGGAAGUGCUGCAGCACAUCCUCAUCCGGGCCUUUGAGCUCAACGGGAAACGGAAUUUUGGGAUCAGCUAUCUGUCGCGGGACAAGCAGGGGGUGGAGGCAUACCUGUCGCUCAUGUCGGACUGGGACCUGGACGCGGCCUUCGUCAGCGCUGCCAAGCCCUACCUGCAGCUCAAAAUCGAGAUCAAGCCCUCCGAAGACAGCCCCCUGCUGGAGGACUGGGACAUCAUCAGCCCCAAGGACGUCAUCAGCUCCGACCUGAUUCCCGGAGAGCGGCGAUCCCUGGCCGCCGCCGCGCUGCCCUUCACGCAGUCCCUGAUCUCCCAGGUGGGCCGGACUCUGUCCCGGGUGCAGCAGGCCCUGAGCUGGUCCUAUGGAGAAGAUGUGAAGCCCUUCAAGCCCCCCCUGAGCGACUCCGAGUUCCACAGCUUCCUGAGCCACCUCGGCCAGCUCACCAGGCCCGAGGAGCUGCGUCUGCGCAUCUACCACGGCGGUGUGGACCCCUCCCUGCGCAAGGUGGUGUGGCGCUACCUGCUCAACGUCUACCCGGACGGGCUGACGGGCCAGGAGCGCAUGGACUACAUGAAGAGGAAGACCAGGGAGUACGACCGGCUGAAGGGGGAGUGGGGCGCCCGCACCACCCCUGAGGACCUGGAGUUCAUCCGGGGCAACGUGCUGAAGGACGUGCUGCGCACGGACCGGGCCCACCCCUACUACGCCGGCUCCGAAGACAGCCCCCACCUGGCCGCCCUCGCCGACCUGCUCACCACCUACGCCAUCACCCACCCGCAGGUGUCGUACUGCCAGGGCAUGAGCGACAUCGCCUCGCCCAUCUUGGCCGUCAUGGACAACGAGGCCCACGCCUUCAUCUGCUUCUGCGGCAUCAUGAAGCGCCUGGAGGGCAACUUCCGGCCCGACGGCCGGCUCAUAUCGGUCAAGUUCCAGCACCUCAAGCUGCUGCUCCGCUACUCCGACCCCGAGUUCUACGCCUACCUGGUGUCCCGGGGCGCCGACGACCUCUUCUUCUGCUACCGCUGGCUGCUGCUGGAGCUCAAGAGGGAGUUCGCCUUCGAAGACGCCCUGCGGAUGCUGGAGGUCACCUGGAGCUCCCUGCCCCCCGACCCCCCCGAGACCGAGGUGGAGCUGCUGGGGCCGGCGCAGGAGGAGGAGGAGGAGGAGGAGGCCGGGCGGCGGCGGAAAGGCGAGCAGAGGCGCAGGCACAUGCUCAGGCCCUCUCGGGAGGAGCUGGCUGGCCCGGCGGGCGAGCGGGAGGAGGGGGACGGGGGGAGACCGCCGCCGGAGGAGCUGGAGUCCAGGGGCCGGGGGGAGGGGGACGAGGAGGGGGACCAGGGGACCCCAGUCUCGAUGCCGCAAGCAGAGGAAGGGGAGCAGCAGCAAGCAGGAGGGGGGGGCAGCUCAGCCCCUCCCUUGGGAAAGCAGCCCAGCUUUGGGGAGUUCAAGUACUACAGCGCCCGGCAAGGGGACAGUUUCGACCUGGAGGAAGGGCCCCCCAUCUCCCCCGGCUCCCCGCUCCCGGAUGGGCGCUCCUCUCUCCCCUCCCGGCAGCCUACAGAGGACAGCGAGGAGGACCCUGGCGAAAGUGACCCCCUGAUCAGGCCUGGCGAGAGCAUCUCCACUCCUGCCAGCGGCGGGAGACGGUCCCCCAAUGGCCAGACCUCUUCCCCCACCUCCUCCCCCUCGCUGGCCAACGGGAGAGUAUCCCCGAGCCCACCCGCUGGCAGGCACUCUGUCUCCUCCCCCUCGCUGGCUGGCAGGAGGUUAGCUUCUCCAGCCACACCCACAGGGAGGCCCAGCUCCUCCCCCUGCGUGGCCAGUGGGAGAGUCGGCUCCCCAGCCGCCGCCACAGGGAGAUCGUUGGUGUCUUCCCCUGUCUUUUCCGAUGGUAGGGCAGGAUCCCCAUCUACCCCCACGGGGAAGACCCCAAUGGCAUCCCCUUGCCCUGGGACCAGAUCGGCAUCACCCAAGACUGCCACCCCAUCAACCCCAGUGCCAGACAAAGAGGACAAGCCUGCCCCCACACCUUCCCUCCCCCCUCCGCAGGAGUUCGGCAAGGGCAAUCCCUUCAUGCUCUUCCUGUGCUUAUCCAUCCUGCUGGAGCACCGGGACCACAUUAUCAAGAAUAACCUGGACUACAAUGAGCUGGCCAUGCACUUCGACCGGCUGGUCAGGAAGCACAAUCUGAACCGGGUGCUCCAGCGGGCCAAGGCCCUCUUUGCCAAUUACCUCCAGAGCGAGGUGUGGGACUCGGAGGAGGGAGACGAGGCCAGCUCUGACUCGCCCGCAGCUCAGACCCCACAGCCUCAGCCUCCUCCCCCAAACCCCAACUCCACCUACAAUCUGUCCUCCGUUUACUCGCCUUCCUCCUCUUCUGCCUCCUGACCUUUGACCUGCCCCUCCCCUCUUUCCCCUCAGUUCCCUCCUUUCUUCAUGUCUCCCUACGCCCUUCACCCCUCAUCCUCAAGGGCCACAAUGCGGGGGGCUUCAUAGAACUUUUAACAUCGUCACCCACUUGGGUUUGGGAGGAGCUGAAUUGUGACCGUUAACCGCUACCUUGUUGACGUUCCCAGUUAAAAGUGAGGAUCGGAGCUGAGGAACGUUGGCGUCGGACUUCUUUUUUCAAGCCAGUGUUGUAGACGGCCUGCAGUUUCUGGCUUCCACCGCCUUGAUAUUUUCCCUCUCCUUCAGUUACAAUCGUCAUUUGAUUGUGUUGCUCUUAACGGGGUGUCUGCAAUUGAAUACCCUUUUCCCGACCCUGGAACAAGACCUGUGUAUGACAGUCUUAUCCAGGCACGUUGUUUCUGUUGAUUGACCAAAGACUCAGCAUGGAUGUAGACAGUUACUGUUUUCCACUGUUCCCCACUGCUCUUCGUACACAGGCGCCUUCAGCAUGUCCAGCAGGACCCAGGGGCUCCACCUGCUCGCGCCUGAUCACUGCAGUGCAAGUCAGGUGCUCAGUAGGGAAGCAGUGCUUCUCAGCCCGUCACUGGACAUGAGCUGCUGAAAGCCACUCAGCUGCCCAAGUUAUUUUUCUACUUUGUCUUGCUCAGUAUUUAAUAAGAAGUCACCUGCUUAAUGGAAUGGAAAUGAAGGAGAAUUUGGAAGAAAAUGUUAGCACUGCGUUAGUGGUGUGUAUUUUUAUCAGAUUUACCUGUGUGACUCCAUUAAUUCUGUUUUUUAAGUUGUUGUGCUGGUGUCACAUCUAUUUCUGACCCGUCCCAAAGACAAUCCUGUAUCCCAGUCCGAAUGAGAAAGUCAGGAAGCACUUUUAAGUAUCGUGCGGGUGUAUUUUCUGGCUUUGUGCACACUAGUGUGGGGAUCUCUGUGUACUGGAGUGUUUAUAUUGGUCUGGUCACACUUAAUAAAGUGCAAUUUGAACCUUUCACGUAAAACGCCGUGAUCUAGGAGUUCACAAGACACAGUUCCAUACAAGGCACGUAGCAGAAGACUGUCACCCUAUCUGUAUUUCAUCUAAAACAGAAGUUAGACACCCCCAUUCAGGUCAACCGGAAUAGAGACUGCAAAUUAAAGGACAGCUCUCAGUCUGUGUUUAUCUUCUUUGUUUGUAGAAUAUCCUGAAACCUUUUCUUGCAUGUUCCAGAGGAAUCUGUGUCCUCCACACGACUUGUAAAAUUGUGGAACUCUGCGAGCACUCUUGGUGUAAAGAAGUGCCUCAUAUUUUUUUAUCCUAAAUCUCCAGUUGUUUCAAGUGUGUUGCUUGUCCCUGGUUUCAGAGUGGCAGGCAUUUCAGAGUUCGUUCUGAUUCCGCAGACUGGACCUGAUAUUUCUAAAGCUCCAUUUAAGUAGGUUGAGCCUCAUAUUUGGAGUGUUGGUGAUCAUUAAACAUGUUUGCACGGGCAGUGAGUGAAGUUAUUUCCAGAUUUUGCCGUGACAUGUCUGAGUUUUAUAUUUAAGAAUUACAAAAGCUGCCCAGCAAUAAAUUAGCAGUGACCAGGUUGUACUAUUUGGGUCAUUGCAGGAAGUGUCUAAGCACGAAGAGUCACAUUUUUCCACUACUAACCAAUUUUAAGCAGCAGUGCUUGAACCACAGUCUGAGACCUGCUGUUGUACUUGAGGCCAGUUGGCUGCUGUGUAUUAUAAUGAUUCCUGCAGUGUUUGAUGGGUCUGGAAGCUGUUGGAUCUGUGGCUCACAACCUUCCAAGGAUGAAUUUCUAUGUGUUUUUUUAUUGUCUGUUGUUUAGAUUGUUACCUAUCCUAUGGUAUCAGAUUGUAAAAUGUUAUGUCACUCACAAGGUUCAGAUCAUUAUCACUCACAGUAAGUGUUCUGAUACUCCUAAACUGGUUUGCAAAUUGAUUCUAGUGAAGGCUGUUUACUAUUGUCCGAAGAAAUGGCCACAGGCUAAAUGGGGCAGUUGUGUUGUGUUCUAUACUCAUAUACUCCCCCACACCUCCUCCUCAGGUUUGAGAUUUUUAUUUCAUUUCUUCACUCUGGUUGUCUCCUCCAAGGCUGUUUUUACAGGGGUUUGCCCUCAUCUGGGCAAGUUCUUGUUCAGUUGCAGACCGUGGACAGGAGACUGAAAUGCAGGAAACUUACAUCUCAGCAGUUUAUUUGAGCCCUGUAUUGACAAGUCUGCUUUUAAACUGGUGCAAAAACACCAGUCAGAUUUGUGAAAUUCAGUCCUGCCUUGUCUGGAGCUCAGUAGCUGUGGGCUCUCCCAGCCUUCGUCCUCACAUUCCGAUGGGGAGCAGAGAGGGACACCUUGCAAAAUUCCUAGAUCUUUGCAGGCUUUUUUCCCACAAGAAUCCUCUGAACUCGCAUCUCUCCUGGAAGGAUUCUG